AUGUCCCCGGAGCCGACCUCCGCCCACGCCCGAUGUCCUUCGGACACUGAGUCCGAAGGUCGAGCAACAACAGUCCCCGUCGUCGAUGUUCCUGAUGCGGACGAGGCUCAGGUAGAUGAUGACAUGGCCCACGGCAGUAGCGCGCUUGUAGGGAUGAUCAGAAUGCAGAUCGGGCUGGGCGUCGCAUGUCGGCAGCAAAUUGCCGAGUCAGUAGCGUUUGCGGCGGCGGCCCAGGGUUCUCGACGUCGGGAUGCCCCUCAACGGACAUUUGCGACCGUGACCACCACCACAACGACGAUGGGCGGUACUAUGUAG
Molecule: messenger RNA, 315 nt
Organism: Verticillium dahliae VdLs.17
Lineage: Eukaryota; Fungi; Ascomycota; Sordariomycetes; Glomerellales; Plectosphaerellaceae
Exons: 2
Coding region: 1-315 (104 amino acids)
Source: RefSeq, a predicted model, not a curated record